This is a messenger RNA of Euleptes europaea (tarantolino), 1969 nucleotides long. RefSeq names its product poly(A) binding protein cytoplasmic 1 like (gene PABPC1L). Bases 71 to 1963 code for a protein of 630 amino acids. Gene Ontology annotation, cellular component: nucleus; ribonucleoprotein complex; cytosol. The record is from RefSeq and is a predicted model, not a curated record. Gene Ontology annotation, molecular function: mRNA 3'-UTR binding; poly(A) binding; poly(U) RNA binding. Lineage: Eukaryota; Metazoa; Chordata; Lepidosauria; Squamata; Sphaerodactylidae. The transcript has 14 exons.
UCCCAAAGUUGUGUAUCAUGGAAGUAACUAGGUUUUGCUUCACUUCCAAAGUUAAGCUACAUGAUUGACCAUGAAUGCUAGUGGCCCCGGAUAUCCCUUAGCCUCUCUCUAUGUGGGCGAUUUACAUCCAGAUGUGACAGAAGCCAUGUUGUAUGAGAAAUUCUCACCUGCUGGCCCAAUCAUGUCCAUCAGAGUUUGUCGAGAUGUUGCCACACGCCGAUCCCUGGGUUAUGCGUACAUAAACUUUCAGCAGCCUGCAGAUGCUGAGCGGGCCUUGGACACCAUGAACUUUGAAGUGAUAAAAGGCCGCCCCAUUCGCAUCAUGUGGUCCCAGCGAGACCCAGGACUCAGGAAAUCCGGAGUUGGGAACAUCUUCAUCAAGAAUCUGGACGAUUCCAUUGAUAACAAAGCCCUGUAUGAUACGUUCUCAGCCUUUGGGAACAUCCUUUCUUGCAAGGUAGUUUGUGAUGAGAAUGGAUCCCGGGGUUACGGCUUUGUCCAUUUUGAGACCCACGAGGCGGCAAACAGAGCGAUCGAGACGAUGAAUGGGAUGCUGCUGAAUGAUCGCAAGGUGUUUGUUGGCCACUUCAAAUCUCGACGGGAACGUGAGGCAGAAUUUGGAGCCAAAGUAAUGGAAUUCACCAACGUCUACAUCAAGAAUUUUGGAGAUGACAUGGAUGAUGACAGGCUGCAGGAAAUAUUUGCAAAAUUUGGAAGGACCCUGAGUGUCAAGGUCAUGAUGGACAACACAGGCCGCUCAAAAGGUUUUGGAUUUGUCAACUUUGAAAAGCAUGAAGACGCUCAGAAGGCUGUUGAAGACAUGAACGGAAAGGAGGUCAACGGACGGAUGCUGUAUGUGGGCAGAGCCCAGAAGAGGGUGGAACGCCAGAGCGAGCUGAAGCGCAAAUUUGAGCAAAUCAAACAGGAAAGAGUGAGCCGAUACCAGGGUGUGAACUUGUAUGUAAAGAACCUGGAUGAUGGAAUUGAUGACGAACGACUAAGGAAGGAAUUCUCCCCCUAUGGAACCAUCACUAGUGCCAAGGUGAUGACAGAGGGUGGACACAGCAAAGGUUUUGGGUUUGUAUGUUUUUCCUCCCCAGAAGAGGCCACAAAGGCGGUAACCGAAAUGAACGGCCGGAUCGUCAGCACCAAGCCUUUGUAUGUCGCCCUCGCUCAAAGGAAAGAGGAAAGGAAAGCUAUUCUCACCAACCAGUACAUGCAGAGGCUGGCCACCAUGAGAGCCUUGCCCGGGCCGCUCCUCUGCUCCUUCCAGCCUCCGGCAGGCUACUUCCUGCCUUCCAUCCCACAGCCACAAACCAGAACUACCUUCUACAGUCCGAGCCCGGUUGCCCCUGUCCGACCUGCCCCCCGAUGGAAUGCGCAACCCUCCAGGCCUCCGUCCACCCCUGUCCUGAGGAGUAGCGCACCUCCGAGACGCCUGCUGUCUAACAUCAGCACCAUGAGGCAAGCGUCCACUCAAGCUCCACGGGUACCACACCAUGCUCAGAGAGUGGCCAACAUAGGAACCCAGACUAUUGGUACUCGGGCACCCUCCUCGCCAACCUUCUCCCGGAGUAUCUCUCAGUACAAGUAUUCCCCGGCAGUGAGGAAUGUCCAGCCCUUGGGCUCUGUAACACCCAUGCCAAUGCAGCAGGUCAUAGAGCCAGCUGUUCACAUCCAUGGGCAGGAGCCACUGACAGCAUCCAUGCUGGCUGCAGCCCCACCCCAGGAGCAGAAGCAAAUGCUGGGCGAACGUCUCUACCCCCUAAUUCAAGCAAUGCACCCCUCACUGGCUGGGAAGAUCACAGGCAUGCUGCUGGAGAUAGAUAAUUCUGAGCUGUUGCUUUUGCUGGAGUCGCCGGAAUCCCUCCACUCUAAGAUUGAAGAAGCGGUUGCUGUCCUGCAAGCGCACCAGAUCUCUGAAUCCACCCACAAGAGCAGCUCAGCAGCCUUCCUCCAGUGACCAAGG